Messenger RNA from Gastrolobium bilobum, 759 nucleotides. Its product is annotated as EID1-like F-box protein 2. NCBI's taxonomy places the organism in Eukaryota, Viridiplantae, Streptophyta, Magnoliopsida, Fabales, Fabaceae. The transcript has a single exon. The record is from RefSeq and is a predicted model, not a curated record. Bases 1 to 759 code for a protein of 252 amino acids.
AUGAUUCUCACGAAGCAGUACCGAUGCAUACACUCAGCUAGCUGUCAAUGUACUAAAGGGCAUUUGAGUGAAGAUGUGAUAUUCUUAGUAUUUCAUAAUUUGAAUUGGAAUCCCAAACUAAUUGCUACUCUGUCAUGUGUUCGCAAAUUGAUUGAUGAUCUUGCCAAGCGAGUUCUAUGGAAAGAGUUUUGUCAAACAAGAGCUCCUAAGAUGUUGCAUGAUCUGCAAUCUAGUGGGAGCCACAUUGUUGAUGGGAAUUGGAGGGCCCUGGGGAAGUUGCUUAUAUACUGUUCAGGAUGCAAUAAAGGUGGCUUGUUCAAUAGCAUUCAUAUCCCUAGUCACUUUGUUUAUCAAACUCGAUUUUCUAGAACAUCAGGAAAGAGCUUUCUUUUGCCACAAUGCAGAACUGAUGUUUUAUAUGUGUUUGAUCCUUGUGAGCAUCUUGACCAAGGUGAAGAGGGAGAUGUAGGAUUCUUCCGUGGAGAUUUUAAGUCAUUUGCAACCUCAAAGGUCAGGAAGAUGCUUAUUAGUAAAGGUGCCAAGCUCCAUCCAAUCGAAGUCUGCCCUUAUUGUAAGGCAAAGUUGUGGAGCAUGUUGCAGGCCAAAAUGAUCCCUCAAAGUGGUAGUUGCAGGUUGGGUUCUUAUGAACAUUGUAUUGAGUAUUUUGUGUGCCUCAAUGGUCACAUGCUUGGGAUAUGUACCUUAUUACCAUUGUCUGUAUUGAGCAUCUUGAGUAUUUUAGUGUUAAGGACCAAAUAG